GAGAGAGAAAGAGGGAGAGAGAGAGAGAGAGAGACGAGAGAUAACGUCCCGCGAGUGCAACGAGCUAAUCCGCGAAAACGCAGAGCAAUUUCUCCCAAAGGGAUUCUUCCCGGCAUCUUUUUCUUGCGAUAUCAGUGUGGAACGUGAAUUGUGCAGGGCGUCACUAUCGUAGCAGGUAACUUCUUGAAAGACGGUUCUAUUUUUCACACACGACACACACCGCUCUGUAUUGAAAAGUUGAUCGCUCCCGCUCGCGCGCCGAAGGUGCUGCUUAAAACGCGGCCCCCUUUCCCGUUUUUCCGAUGGCCGCCCGAGGCCAGACGAGAAUGUAUCCGCAUGUAAACGGAAUCCUCCCCGUUGGGACGACCGUACGGGAGUUCGAUAAAGAGGCCGCAAAAAGCAAGACGUGAAUAUAAAUGCGCGCUCGCGCUUUGAGAAUCAGAACGUACGUGCGUUCCUUUUCUGAAAUGCAGUCUCUCGCGUUACGUAGGCAGAUGCAGCUUAUCGAGAGGCACGAUUGCAAAAGCGAGGCUCUCCGAAUGCAGAGGAAAAUUCAGAAUAACGUCAUGCAUGAUAAUGUUGGCGAGCUGGAAUAAAUCACCAAUGAUUACCGGCGUGCUAGGAUAAUAAAUUAUCAAGGCGGCAGACAAAAAUAAAAAGAGAAAGAGAGAGAGAGAGAGAGAGAGAGAGAGAGGAACUGAUAACACUGCGAUUGCAAAGAAAGAGAAAAUUGCCGAAAGAGAAGAUCGAGAGUCACGUGGUUCGCGCAUUUUCGCGCUGCGUAUCGCGCGAUGAUACGAGCGGAUGAUACGUGACGAUUUGACAGACUCGAUCGCGAUACGUUGAGGAUGUUGCUUGACAAGGUGUGUCUCCACCUUGCCGACGAGGAUCGAAUCGGAUCGUCAAGAAAUAAACUCAAGAGACUGAGGAUGACUGCGGCCGAACGAGGACUUGUGCACGACUCGCGUUUUUAAAUAACAGUAACGCUAUAAGAACGCGCCCGUCAUCGCGCCGGCAUCAUGGGGAAUGGCAUGAACAAGGUGCUUCCUGGUCUUUACGUAGGUAAUUAUCAGGAUAGCAAGGACGCCGAUCAGUUGGAGCGUUUCGAAAUCACGCAUAUUCUGGCUAUUCACGACACAGCUCGCCGUUUGCACUCCGACAAGCAUUAUCUAUGCAUCUUGGCCGCCGACAGUCCUGAUCAGAAUUUGUCGCAAUACUUUUCUCUGUGCAACGACUUUAUUCAUGCCGCCCGUCUUCGCGGCGGAAAUGUUCUGAUCCAUUGUUUGGCAGGAAUGUCGAGGAGCGUGACAGUAGCGGUGGCCUAUAUCAUGAGCACCACCAGUCUAUCUUGGAAAGAAGCGCUCAAAGUCGUUAGAGUCGGUCGUUCGAUUGCAAAUCCGAAUGCUGGUUUUCAACAACAGCUCAAGGAUUUCGAGUCUAGCCGUUUACAAGACGAGCGUAAUAGGUUGAAAGAGCGAUUCCCUAGCCUCGCUCUCGCCGAGUCCGACGCCGAAGCUUGCAGAUCCACCCUGAGGAAUUACGAAACACUGGCUCUAGCGAAAGAGGUUUGCGAGGGUAAAUGCGCCAUGGGACGCACUUGUCCGACCGGGCUUUGCCGUCAGGCAACUAAAAGGACUCUGAGAAGGAAGUCAUCCACCAGCAGUAUCGGAAGCGUGUCAUCCGGCAGGACACCUCCGCAAACACCACGGAUGCUACCAUCCGCACCACCCUCACCGGCUUUGCACAGAUCAUCUAGCGUUAUGUCCACAUCGAGACCGAGGAGUGGACCGGCAGGAUUGCAUUCUUAUACCGGAGGAUCCGCUCCUCCUUCUAGGGCUGUGUCAAGGGUGGAUCUUUCGGCGGCGGUCGCCUGCAGCAGCAGCAACACCAACCUCUCCGCCAUAGGCAGAUCGAGUGCGUUUUCUAGUAGCAAUUGGCGACUGACCGCUGGUUCCGCGCCGAACACGCCGAGACCGACGCCGCCGGUCUCGCCACAACGAUGGCCAAGGCGACUAUCGAAUCGGCAGACGCCGCAAUUGCCGGCACCACCAGAAUCGCAUCCUCCGACGAUGACGUAG
This is a messenger RNA of Trachymyrmex septentrionalis, 2078 nucleotides long. RefSeq names its product dual specificity protein phosphatase 15-like. The record is from RefSeq and is a predicted model, not a curated record. The transcript is spliced from 8 exons. Lineage: Eukaryota; Metazoa; Arthropoda; Insecta; Hymenoptera; Formicidae. Gene Ontology annotation, molecular function: protein tyrosine/serine/threonine phosphatase activity. Gene Ontology annotation, biological process: protein dephosphorylation. Gene Ontology annotation, cellular component: cytosol. Bases 1020 to 2078 code for a protein of 352 amino acids.